GGUGCCGGACGAGAUAGCUUUCCCCGGGAAAAUAUCGAGGGAAAGUACAGCUGCUUAAAGGACGAAAGGUUUAUACUCAUUCCCUUUCCCCCCCUGUUGUCUGCGUUCCAGUCUUUUCGGGGCCUGAAGACAAAAUGAACGCGAGGGGCACGUAUAAUAAAGCACUCGUGUCAUGGUUGGGGGUGAUUAAACAUGUGAAACGUAAAGUUCAUUUGGAGAAAGCAAUUUCCAAAGCGAAAAGAAAUUUAACUGGUAAGAUAUCGGACAGAAGAGUCCGUCGAUGCGUGCGUCAGCUCUCGAAAAGCCCGAUAGUUGUAUUAGAGCGACUGAAUAUCGAGAAACAUGCAAAGUAUCGCGGAUCGAAGAUAAUGGAUAAUGAAGGUGAGGGUAAUAAUGCGCCUGUAUUUUACACGGGUAUAUCAUCGAUAUCCGUCUCCCACAUAUCCUCAAACACCCGAGACCCCGAAAUUAAUGAUAACAAGAUGGCGGAUAGAGUCGACAAAAUGGCGGCGAAUUCGUCAACGUCGCCGCCGCGCAGUAUAACUUCGACCAGCGAGCCGGAAAGACAUACCAAAGAUUCUCAAAGCGUUUCGCUAAUAGCUGAGAAAUUGAAAAAAUUAGAGAACAAAAUGGCGGAUAGCCCUAAUGACAAGUUUCCCCCGGGUCGCAAUGACGUGAACGCGCGAACCGUUCGCGAAGUGAUUGACGGAGACGAAAAAUUGAAGGCUGGAAAUUCAAAGAUGGCCGCGGCACGUGACAAAAUGGCGGACAAGAGUACAGGACUUGAGGGGAAAAAAUCGGAGAAAAUAACGGGCGCUCGAGAUAAGGAUGAAUUUCGUCUGCUGUCCGCGGAAUUUGGGGUGCCACUGACGCAAGAGCAGAUUUAUAGGCGAACACUGAAGAAGGUGAAGUGGCCGAAGCCGGAGUGGAGAAGAUCGUCGGAGAUUCCGUUCGCGCUAGACCCGCGGCGGAUCAAGCAGCUGAAGAGGGAAUGCAUGGAGGAGCUGCUGAAGAAGACGCCUGUUGUCGAUGGGGAUCAGGUCAAGGUGGAGGCGCCUGCGGAGACGAUUCUCCCGGAGGAACUUCCGAUGCCGGUGGUCAUGGAUACUACGGAGGGGAAGGAAGAGGAGAAAAUAGGACUCGAUCGCGAAGAUGAGGCCACCAUGGGCGAGAAUGUCGUGUCCAGCUCGGACUCGAGUCACUCUAGCGAACAAUGGGACAGAUGUAGUUCCGAAGUGGACGAGGGAAUCGCCUCAUCACAGUCAACCCCUUCGUCCUCACCGAACCAUAUCCCGGACACGACAGUUGCAUCAUCGAAGCCAGUCCCUGAGCUUUUAGACGAGAGUACAGGAUCACCGACUGAAAGGUUUGCCAGAAGGUCUAUAAAAUUGACUUGUAGACCCUUGCCGCCCUCAGUAGACCUAUCAGAUAUUGAGACUUGCCCCUCAGGCUCUUCCUCACCAUCAUCCAAUGAGAAAUUACCCACCGAGAGCAAUUUAAAUUCAGACACCAACAAGAGUCCUUCGAUAACAGACAAUCCGCGAGACUUUUUCGUACAAGGAGAAAAUUUAAAAACCGUUCUUUCAAACCAUCAGCCCCCCUCCUCACCCUCAGAUUCCCCCGCGAGUCCCACAGGAUGUUCGAAAUCUAGAAAAAAUUCAACACUCGAGACCUCUCAAGACAUCGCUCAAACGACUUUAUCAGCCUCAAACUCUCCAAAAUUCUCUGAAAAAGGAUCGAAAAUGUCGAGCCCCAAAGAUUCCGAUGCCAGACGGCACUUGCUGGACAUCCUUGAAGGCUCUGACCCAUCCCCAGAGCUCUCAGAAACCGCUCAGAAUUCCUCGAAAUCCGAUAAAGCCUCUGACAGCUCCCCCAAUUCCCGCGAGAAUCCCAAGAAGCCCCACAAGUCCCACAAAUCCUCGUCAAAAGAUCGCUCAGAAAAAUCAUCGAAGAAACGUCACCGCUCAGAUGACCGCAAGUCCUCAAAAUCCGAUGAAUCGAACAAGAAACCAAAGAAAUCCGACAAUUCAUCCUCGAAGCGACGAAGCGAUCACUCACCCUCGGGGGGCUCGUCCUCCGAGGACCCCUCAAAACGCCGAAGAAAGUCCUCAACAUCAUCCUCAAAGUCCUCAAGAUCCUCAAAAGAAAAAACUCGAGAAUCUGAGGAAUCUAAGCCCUCCGAGCCCUCGAACUCAGACUCAAACCCAAAAAAACCGACGCAGAUCGGCUCAUCGAAGAGGCCGAGGGUCUCUCGUUUGAGUUCGGAGGCUCCCGCCACGGAAUCUCCCUCAAACAUUCCAGAGGAUCUCCAAAAGAAACUAAACUGCGUGAAAUCAAAGUCUGAACCAAAAAAAUCAAAGAGAAACUCAGAGGAAAUUCAAAAGAACUUGUCAAGGCUCUUUGGACAGGAGGGGGCGCCCUCCACCAGACCCUCUGAGGAUGAUUCCGCCCCUCCAGGUGGUCAUCCAGCCCCAGAACCCCCUUGCGAGCCUCAAAACUCACAACCCGCUCAGAAAGACUCAGAACCCGCCCAAGAUGAGGGACUGGACUGUGAGGAGGAGAUAGCGAAGAUUUGGCUGGCGGUGGAGUCGGGGAAGCCUAACCCCUCGAAGAAAUCGACCUCAACAUCGCGCGCUGGCGACUACCUCCAACGAAAACGGCUCAGACUCGAGAAGGAGAAUCAAGAGCUCGAGAAGAAAAUUUUGUCAGAAAUUCCCAAACCGGCGUCAGCUGUAAGACCGAGAAAUCGGGCGCCUCUCCCUCUUAAACCCUCAGUAGUCCCACCUCCCCCCGACCCGGAGGAGCUGAAUGCCAACGUUCCCAUUGAUGAGGAGAUCUUCCACGAGUUGGAGGACGAGCCAGUCCCCCUGAUUGAAGCAGUCGAAAAAGCGUUAGAGGGGCCGCCUAAGGCGGAGAAUAUUCCUCUGAUUGGGGACGGGUCUGUGGAGCUGUCGCAAGGGAGUGAACCCAUGGACAUCGACGAGUCCGAGGGCCUUCCUGAUGUGAAGUCCCCCCACAGUGUUGACACCGUUAUCCUGGAUGAGGGAUCCCGGAGCCCAGGAAGACUCGAGAUUGAUGAGAAGGCCAAUUCGCUUGGCGAGUUCAAGGAAGCUUCACCCCCUCAGACCUUGAAGAUUUCUUACAAGGUGGGCGAUAGCGACGAAGAGAAGACGUUGGAGGUGUCUCCUGGAGGGAGUUUUCUGAACGGCCCUGAACGCAACUGGACGCCUUCGAUUUUAGAGAAUUUGAUGGAGAACAGAGUGGAUUCUGAUGAUGCUCUUAAAACACUGGAGGAGAUGUGUGCCAGACCUCUGGAGGACCUUCUGCCUCAGGAUGGGGGGGAGAAGGUGGACGUGGGGCUUACUCCAGAGGAGAUCAAUGAAGUCGCGAGGAGAAAGUUCAGGGAAUUUUCUGUCGCCACUCGUGGUGGCAAUAGGAUUAUUCCCAGGAUUGUUUCCUCGCCAAUGGGGGAAAUGGUGGCGGUUCCUGUGGGGGAACCGGCUCAUCCUAGCCUUCGGGGGUAUCACAGGGCGCAGGAGCAACUGUUUGAGGAUGUGAUUGGGAUGAUGAGGGUCUUUCAGUAUCGCAUGGAGGUGGUGGAGAGGCAUCCGGGGAAUGUGGAGAUGGUGAGACUUCUAAAUAGUGUCUGUGCAGGAGUGAGGGAGGGCUUUACAAAACUGAGGGCGACCAUGGAGGGGGUGGUCGAUGAGGAGGUGGUGAGGCUCAUUGUGGAGAGGUCCAGGAGGACAAAUGAAACACCCUUCGUCAGGGCAGAGGAGAUUGUGUGGGCACUGAGGAGGUCCAAGGUCGCUGUUGCGGAGCCUGUGCCUGCUCCGGUGGUUCCUGCGGCGGUGGGGAGGGCGAAGGAAGAGGAGAAGAAGACGGUGAGGAGACGGUGCCAGGAGGGAGGGAGGAGUGCAAGUAGCGGGGGUUACAGUGGCGGAGGUGUCAUCCAUCAGACCACCGAUGCACAUCACCCAUCAGCUCGACCACCACCACCACCACCAUACCCAGGAAAUCAUCAACCAGUCCACCCACCCCAGACCUCCUCCGCCCCCCCUCAAACCCCCCAAAUCCGCCCUAAAAUUCUUACCCAUCCCAAACCCGAACUUCUCCCCCGUCCCAUGCCCCAGUUCCAUCCCCAAUCCUUAUUCCCCACUCCCCAGAACCCCUCCUACCCCCAAAUCCUUCCCUUCACCCCCCAAAAUCCUAAAAAAAAAUCCUCAAAUUCGCAACUCCCCUCAAAAUUUCCACCACAACCUUCCCAACAACCUCCCCCCCUCUCUCAACAGCCCUUCCCCCCACAGCCCCAUCCUCCCAGAGUAUCAAAUCCCCCUGCAUUCCCCCAGCACAUUGCCAUCAUCCAGAUGCAGCAGUACAACCAAUACACGCUUCAAACUGGAAAUCAAGCCCUCGAAGUUCAACCUCAGGGUCAUCCCCAGCCGAUGAACCCCCAGUACAUGCCCCAGCAGCAACUGCUCCACCAGAUGAACCAACAAAAUCCCCUCCUUGGUGUACCUCAGCCUCAUCCAAUUCCACAGUCACAAUUUCUCCCUCCAGAGUUCGUGAGAUGCGCCUCUGGUCAGUGUAACCACAACAACUGCGAGACACGUCUUCAGGUGUUGAGGCACCACGAGAUGUUGCAGCAGAGUAAGAAUGCAGUUUAUGGAGUUCAGUCAAGAGAUCCAAGAUCCCGGGGGCAUCCCCAGCAGAUGCAGGUCAAUCCCCCAGGCAUGAUGUCUCAGGGACAGAUGCCAGGAGCUCAGCCAUCUAGAAGUCACCAUCAAGCCUGUGGAGUUCCUGGUGUUUAUCCUGGACAAGUGCCUCAUCAACAUCAAGGACAACUCCAGCAUCAGCAGAUAAAUCCUCAGAAUAUCCAAUUGCAGAACCAUUUAUUGAGCUUGGACCAGAAUAUGAGUCAUUACCUGGAUGCUCGGCUGGUUGAGAAUUACUUCGAAACGAUUGAAUCAACGCAUCAAGUACCCCAGAAGACUCAAAAAGCUCGUAAACCCCCUCAGGGCCCGACUCCACAGAGGGCUCAGCAGCUUCAGAAUCAAGUGCAGCAGCCCCAGAUGGGCCUCCAGCAUCCUCUGAAUUUUCCUAUUCAGCAGUAUCAAGUAUCUCAGCACAGUUAUCCUUCAUUGAAUCCACAGAUGCCAUCACCCCAGCAAAAUUAUCCAUCGUCAAAUUGCCAUAUGCCUUCCCAGAACAUCAUCUACUCCCCAAUCCUCCAGAAUUCUCCAGCACAGGGCCCAGCGACCAUCACCAGGGUCAAAACCGAGCCUACAACUCAGAUGAAUCUUCUCCAGAAGCCUCCAUCCGAGGGAAUUCUAGUGCCUGGAGCUCCAGCCACAGAUGGAAAUCAAGCUUCAUCGAGACCAUGUUACCCACUAUCUCAACAGAGUUAUCCUUCAUCGAGUCCACAGAUGCCAUUACCCCAGCAGAAUCAUCCUUCGUCACAUCUCCAAGUGCCUUCCCAGAACUUGAUCUACACCCAACUCCUCCAGAAUUCUCCAGCACAGCUUCCAGCAACCAUAACCAGGGUGAAAACCGAGCCUAAAAGUCAAACGGUUCCCCCUCAGAACUCUCCAUCAGCUGAGGGAAUUCCAGUGGCUGGAACUCCCGUCACAGCUGGAAAUCAGGCUGGAGCUAAUGAUCGAAUUACUGGAGUUGCAAAGUUUAAUCACUUACAAAUCCCUCAGAGUUCUCCAGCACAGAGUUCAAUAACCAUCACUAGGGUCACUCCUGAAUUCAGAGCACAAAUGAAUUUUCCUCAGAAGCCUCCAUCAUCUGCGGGAAUUCCAAUGUCUGGAACUCCAAUCACAGGUGUAAAUCAAUCUGGAGUCAAUGUUGGAUUAAAGUCGCCCUCAGGGGUUAAUUCUUCUGGAAUUUCAGCAGCUAUUGGCCAGCAGACUGGGGUUACUGGAGUCCCAAGGUCAUUCCCAGGGAUGAAUUCUCAAGGAAUGCCGCCAAGUGGCCAUCAGGCUGGAGGAAUGGGGGUGCUUAGAUCUUCUCCGGGAAUGAAUUCCCCUGGAAUUCCAGUGGGUGGACUCCAAACUGGAGUUAUUGGAGUUCCAAAAUCGAUUGCAGGGUCCAAUUCUCAGGCUGGAGGAAUAAACAUUGCUAGAUCUUCUCCAGGACAAAAUUCCCCUGGAAUUCCAGGGACUGGACCGCAGAGUGAAAUGACAAGAGUUCCAAGGCCCUCUCCAUCACUGGAUUCUGGAAUUUCAACGUCAAUUCGACCUCAAGUUGGAGGAAAUUCUGCUGAAACUCCAGUGACAGGAGCUGUUGGAGUUCCAAGAUCAUUUCCAGGCGUAAAUUCUUAUGGAAUUCCACUUGGAGCUCACACUGGAGGAAGGAGCAUACCCAGAUCUCCAGGAAUGAAUUCCCCUGGAACUCCUGCACCUGUACAGCAGGCUGGAAUAACGAGAGUUUCAAGACCCUCUCCAUCCCUGGAUUUUGUAAUUCCAACAUCGGUUGGACAUCAGAUUGGAGUGAACUCCGCUGGAAUUUCACGAUCCUCUCCAGGGAUUCCAACUACUACAAUUUACCCUGGAGGCAUUAGAGCAUCACCAUUAUCUCCAAGAUUGAAUUCUCCUGGAAGUCCACAAAAUUCAUCUAGAAUAAUUCCCACCAAAAUUGCACAAUUUUCUGGAUCUCAACCUGGAUUCAUUCCAAAAUUCACGCCUGUAGUGAGUUCUCAAGGAGUUCCAUUGAUCCCUGGAAAUGAAUCUGCAGUCACUGGAGCCCCAAGAACAUCUCCAGCAAUGACUUCUCCCCGAAUGCCCACUCCUGUACAACAAACUGGACACAAUUCAACUGGAAUUUCUUCAUUUGCUGGAGUAACUGGAGGCUCCAGUUUCUACUCAGACACCCAGGAGGCCCUGGCAGCCAUGGAGAGAAUUCGAGUCACCGCCAUUGAUGAUUUCAGAACCAGCACCAGGGCAUCGACAAACUCGAGAAUUAUCAUUCAAACACCUCAGGAUCAAUCACCUCCACUGGAGUCUCCAAAAGAGGGAACAACAGCCCCUCAAGCCACGAGAAUUUCUCCCGAAAUUUCUGGAGUGAUUUCUUCAGUCCAGAAUCAUUCCAAUGACUCGAAAAUUCCAACUCCAGCUCAUGAAAAUGCAUCAAUCGAUCAUCAGUCCAGAACAAUUCCAACUCCCAGGGAUGGGACAGCGACACCUCAAGACACGAGAAUUUCUCCAGCAACUCCUGAAGUGAUUUCUCCCGCAAAAAAUCAUUUCACUACCCCGAGAAUUCCAACUCCAGCUCACGAGAAUCCAUCAAUCGAUCAUCAGUCCAGAACAAUUCCAACUCCUAGGGAUGGGACAGCGACUCCUCAUGAUCGUGGAGUGUUUUCUCUCACAAAAAAUCAUUCCAGUGCUCCGAGAAUUCCAACUCCAGCUCAUGAGAAUGCAUCAAUCGAUAUUCACUCCAGAAUAAUUCCAGCUUCUGAUGUUUCUCCAGCAAGUCCAGGGUCUCCAAGGUCUCCUCUGGACUUGUCCACCAAACCAUCGUCAAGACUUUCGAAACCAGUUAUCAUCAGUGACAUAAAAAUAUCUCCCCCAAAAUCUGAAAUUACAAAUUCUCCAGAAUCGAAAAUUCCUCCAAGGAAUUCUCCAGCUCCCGGUUGUCAAGGUCGAAAAACGUCGCAAACACCUGAAGAAAUUCCACUGAUCUCUCUUGACUCUUCGGACGAUGAAGAAUUCCCGGAGUCUGUUGGAGGAAGUACUGGAAUUUCUGGAGAAAUUCCGGAGGAAAUGGACGAGUCUGAUGCGAGUGAUGGUGAUCUGGAGAUUAUUGAUCAGUUGAAGGGAAGUUUUUCACUAGUUGAUGACGAGAUUGAGUGCGAUGGCAUGGCCAGGGAGAUGGGAAUACAUCUGGAGACCCCUUCCCAGAAAUUCGAAGAAGUUGCUCUGAAGAUCGCUGGAGUCACGUCAAUUCCGAUUGAUCAGUAUGAGGGAAUUGAGGAGGCUCAGGAGAGGGUGGCAGAGAGAGUUGUUGUGAAGGAGGAGUGGAUGGAGGCGGUGGAGGACAUCAACGUUCAGGACGAGAAACCUAAAAUCUGCCUUGUGUGUAAGACGGAGGUGGCGACUUUGUCGUGUAAAUUUUGCCGUUUGGUGUUGGUCUGCGGAGAAGCGUGUGGAGAGAGGACCGAUCAUUUUGACUCGUGUGGACCACCUCUGGUGAAAAUUGAGGAUGAGUGAACAGGGGAGGACAUUUGUUGACCAAAGAGAGUGAGUGAUUGUUUGAGUGAGUGAGUGAUUUUCGAUAAUAUCUUGAAGAAGAGUGGGUUUAGGGGAAAGUGUGGCGGAACAUUUUUUGUGGGAAAUUUAAUUCUGGAGGAAAAUUAUCUUUUGGAGUUUUGAGAUAGAAUGAGGAGUUUGAGAGAUAUUUGUAAAAAUUAUUAAUUAUUAAAUAUUUGCAAAAUUGUAAAUUGUUUCGUUGGAAACAAUUUACAAUUUUCCAUGGAAAUAUCUCAAAUACCAAUGAUUCCACCAAAAAAUUUCAUAGAAUAUUUUUUGUGGCAAAUUUAGUUUCCUAUAAAAAUUUCUUAUGACAUUUUUUUUUGAUA
Diachasma alloeum is the source of this 8578-nucleotide messenger RNA. RefSeq lists its product as uncharacterized. The record is from RefSeq and is a predicted model, not a curated record. NCBI's taxonomy places the organism in Eukaryota, Metazoa, Arthropoda, Insecta, Hymenoptera, Braconidae. The transcript has 5 exons. The coding region runs from base 135 to 8210 and encodes 2691 amino acids.